Messenger RNA from Hemibagrus wyckioides, 2959 nucleotides. RefSeq names its product sarcalumenin (gene srla). NCBI's taxonomy places the organism in Eukaryota, Metazoa, Chordata, Actinopteri, Siluriformes, Bagridae. Gene Ontology annotation, molecular function: GTP binding. The record is from RefSeq and is a predicted model, not a curated record. The transcript is spliced from 7 exons. Bases 92 to 2191 code for a protein of 699 amino acids.
CCCCACCCCCCCCGUUCCCUAAAUGCCCCAUGCCCUUCUUAGGGAGUAUAUAUAGGUUGCAGGAGAGGCUGGUCACCCCCGGCAGUCGAAAAUGAAGCUCGCGCUGUCCUGCCUGCUCGCCCUGCUGGCCCUCGCCACCGCCGAUUCGGUGAGUGACGUGCCUGAAGAUGAGGCUCUAAUGCGCCUGCAGCUGAAGCCGGAGGGCGACCUGUUCCCCUGCUGUGACGGCACUGAGGAGGUCAGCCAGAGUUCCUCCAAUGACACACCUGCACCUGAGCGAACCGUUUGCCAGCCCUGCAGUGCCGGUUCUCAGUUGGUCCCCCCCACCGGAGGCGAUGUGUCCAGUGAGGAGGAGGACGACAACGAGGAGGUGGUUUCCAGUGAAGUAGGUGAAGGGCUAAGCGAAGAAGAGUCAGAACAGGAAGAAAGCCAGGAGGAGGUGUUGGACGAUGAGGAACAGGAGGAGCAGGUAGAGAACAAGGAACAAGGGGGAGAAGAUGAUGAGGAAGAGGAUGAGGAGGAUCCUACAGUUAAUCCUACAGGAGAGGGGGAAGAAGUGACCAUCUCUGGAAAAUUUAUGGCAGAUGCGGCACCUGUAGACGAAUCCGAAGCUCCAGUAAAUAAAGAAGGCAAAAUUCUGGCUGGUGAGGAAAAAGACACUGCACAAACUAAGGAGUCUAUGCAAGUGGAGAAGGUUGUACAAGAAUCAGGAGAGGAAGCACCAACAGAUCCUCCUACUGAGACUGUGAAGGAGUCAAAGGAGGCAGCACGCAAAAGCUCAGUUAAAGGGAAGAUGUCUUCAGGAUGCCCUAAGAUGAGAGACCGGUCUCACAUUGACAACACACUACAUCUGGCAACAACUGACCCUGCUCAGCGCUUUUCAGCCAUCGUGAAGAAGCUGCAACACAUUUACCACACAGCCAUCAAGCCUUUGGAGGAGGCGUACAAGUACAAGGAGCUCAGACAGCACGAGGUCUCAGAUGCUGAGAUCGCUUCCAAGCCCAUGGUGCUCUUUCUGGGUCCCUGGAGCGUCGGCAAGUCCACUAUGAUCAACUACCUGCUGGAUCUGCAAGACAAACCACAAGAACUCUACACAGGUGCGGAGCCCACUACCUCUGAGUACACGGUAAUUAUGCAUGGUGAGAAAGUGCGCACUAUUGAGGGCAUCGUCAUGGCGACUGAUACCACCCGCUCGUUCUCGACCCUGGAGAAAUUCGGCCAGGGUUUCCUGGAGAAGCUGGUGGGCAUCGAGAUGCCACACAAACUGCUGGAGCGAGUCACGCUGGUGGAUACACCGGGGAUCAUCGAGAACCGCAAGCAGCAGGAGAGAGGAUAUCCCUAUAACGAGGUGUGCCAGUGGUUCAUCGAUCGAGCAGAUCUGAUCUUCCUGGUUUUCGACCCCACUAAGUUGGAUGUGGGCCUGGAGCUGGAGACUCUUUUCAGACAAAUGAAGGGGCGCGAGUCUCAAAUACGUAUCAUCCUGAACAAAGCUGACAGCCUGGUGCCUCAGGAGCUGAUGCGUGUGUAUGGUGCUCUCUUCUGGAGCCUGGCGCCACUGAUAAACGUGACGGAGCCACCACGUGUCUACGUCGGCUCCUUCAGGCCUCAGGAGUUCACACUGGAUGCUGCACAGAAACUCUUCAUUCAUGAGGAGGUCUCUCUGAUGGAGGACCUUAAACAGGCCAUUGAGAACCAGCUGGAGAACAAGAUCGCCUUUCUGCGGCGCCACGCUAUCCGUGUUCGAGUUCAUGCUCUCCUUGCUGACCGUUACCUCCAAACCUACCAUGAGAAGCUUGGCUGGUUUGGUGACUCACAUGAGGUGAUGAAGGAGAUCAUUGCUGAUCCUGACCGCUUCUACAUCUACAAAUCAGUGCUGGCCAAAACCAAUGUGAGCAAAUUUGAUCUGCCAGGGCCAGAGGUGUACCAGGACUUUUUCAACGUGAACGCUCUGGGAGAAUUCAAACUGCUGCAGAAGCACUGUGGAUGGAGGGGAGGCUGCUUGUUGGAGAAGAUUGAGAGCGCCAUCACACAGGAGCUGCCCGCUCUGCUGGCCAGCCUCAGCAAAACUGAGGAGGCCCCAAAGAUGGAGAAGCCCAAGGUAGUGGAGAAGCCCAAGGUAGUGGAAAAGCCCAAAGUCGAAGAGAAGCCCAAGGUAGAGGAGAAGCCCAAGAACCCCUGGAGAAGGCAGUGAAAGAGGUUGUGUGCAAGAGGACAGAGGGUGGGGGUUAAUAUUUUUGGGUUCCACAACAGCUUUCAUCCAUACUGGACUCAGGGCAGCGAGCAAAAAAGUGUGAAUACAUGAAAACAGCAGUAAAUAAAGGCUUUAAUUAAGAAAUAGAAAUUGAAUAAAAAAAUGAAUGAUCAGUGAAUGGAUGGAUAGAUAGAUGGAUGGAUGAGUGGAUGAAUGAAUGAUUAAUGGGUGUAUGGAUGACUGACUGGAUGUUGGCUUUAAAAAAGCCACAAACGGUCAAAUCAAAAUUGAAGAUUUUCAGAUUUUAGUAGGCAGAAUUAUACAGCUGAUAUUCCAUGUACACCAUACAGGACAUCCCAUACAUGAGUCUCCAUACAUAGAGGAAAAAUGUUUACAAAAUAUACUCUUCUUAAACAAAAAAAAUAACUGAGAAAAAAUGUAAUAUAAACCGAGCAUGAAAAAUAUUUGCCAAAAGUUCAUUUCCCCUAUGUGUGGAGACUUUUGGGACACCCUGUACAUCCGGUAUACACAGUACACGUGUACACUUUUGUUUUCUUUUCAGUUUUACAUCUUAUUCCUCACUUUCCACUCACACAAUUUUUGAUGUUGUUGCUGUUUUUUGUUUUUAAUUGUCAGAUAGUCUAUCCAGAGCACAUUUCAGUUUUCACAAUACAUUUGCCUCCGGAAUAUUUCAGAAUCAUUCAUUUUGAUGAAUGUGUGUGGUGCUGCAUGUGAAAUGUAACUUCUGAUUAAAGCUUUCCUAUUUUA